Molecule: messenger RNA, 3899 nt
Organism: Doryrhamphus excisus (bluestripe pipefish)
Lineage: Eukaryota; Metazoa; Chordata; Actinopteri; Syngnathiformes; Syngnathidae
Source: RefSeq, a predicted model, not a curated record
UCUCUGGGACAGCCUCUCACCACAUCAUCUAACUAACAGACCGGGAAACUAACUCACCUGAAAACACACCCAAGCAACAAAGUAAGGCCUGAUUUUUUUUUUUUUUUUUUGGGUUUGGUUUUCUUUUGUGGACAUUUUGUUACUUACUACUACUACUGCCCGACUGACAUGGAGACCCUGCGAUCCAGACACGGACACCCACUCAUCCACAAGUCACUUUGCCUCACCUGCAGAAAAACGCAGCACAGCAGAAUGGAGGUCAAGAUGAUGUCUUCAUUCAGUCGUGCGCUACUCUUUGCACUGGCACUCAGCCUCUAUGUGGUGGAGAUGACCUCGGCUGAGACGCUGUGUGGGGGAGAGCUUGUAGACGCGCUGCAGUUCGUCUGCGAAGACAGAGGCUUCUAUUUCAGUAGGCCCACCAGUCGGGGAAACAACAGGCGCACCCAAAACCGCGGGAUAGUAGAGGAGUGUUGUUUCCGUAGCUGCGACCUGAAGCUUCUGGAGCAGUACUGCGCCAAACCGGCCAAGUCGGAAAGAGACGUGUCGGCCACGUCGCUGCAGGUCAUUCCAGUGAUGACGCCGCUAAAGCAGGAAGUCCCGAGGAAGCCGCAUGCGCCCGUGAAGUAUUCCAAAUACGAGCUGUGGCAGAAGAAAGCAGCGCAGCGACUCCGGAGAGGCGUCCCGGCAAUCCUGAGAGCCAAAAAGUUUCGGAAGCAAGCGGAAAAGAUGAAAGCCCAGGAGGAAGCGACCUUCCACAGGCCCCUGAUCAGCUUGCCCAGCAAACUGCCGCCCGUCUUGCUCACCACGAACAACUACGUCAACCACAAAUGAGAGCCCAACCUGCCAGACAAGAGUUUGGGCAAAAAAACAACAAAAAAAAAGCCUAGGGGAUUAUAGCUUUGUCUCUGACGUCAUUUCUGUGGCAGUUCUCUUUGACCUCCCCUGCCCUGCCCUGUCCGAGCCAGCCAAUACCCCCCCUCUCUCCAACGCCCCUCCACUACUUCUUGACCCCCUGGCCCCCUUUUUUUUUUCUAAUACUCCUCGAACCCCAUCACCCUCCUCCGGAACACAAACAUGCCUUCACAUUCUUCCUGUCUGAACUUUUUCGCUAGCUCUUUCAGUCACCGACACACAAAAGGCACAAACACAAAUGAUGAACAAUUCCGCCGAACGCCAUUCAGGUGGAGACGUAAGCAAAAAAGAGUCAAUGGAAAAAGGGAGAAGAGAACAUGAAAGAACAUCUGUGGUUUGGAAGUGUCAAGAGGACACCCGACGGAAUGUUUUUUUGUCCUUGUGGAAAACAACUCAAAGCGACGAGAAGCUCGCAUGACAGAAUCCGUUCCACUUUUUUUUGUUUUUUUUUCCUGAGGCGAAAAAGAACCUGUUUUUUUUUUUUUUUGCACCUCUACCUAUAAAGGGACUUCCACACUGUAAGGAAUUAUUUUGUAAAAUUAGAUUCCUGUUCCAGCACCUUUUGAUCACAAACAAAACGCAGAAAAGAGUCUGCAGAAUUGCACAUUGCCACGGAUUACGUCAAAGUAAAGAAAAAAUAAAUGGCACUAUUUUUUUAUGAACAAUGAACGUGUAGCUUAAAAAAAAAAAUGUCAUGGUGCUAGCUUCAGGAAAGGACUUAAAGAAGAGGUUGAAAAGCACGUUUUUUUUUUUUUUUUUCCUUUGAAUGAAUUUAUUACAGCUUUCCGUUUUAAGGAAAGUGAGACUCUAAAAAAAAAAAAAAAAAAAAAAAAAAGGAGGUAAAGUAUAUGGGGCGGGGGGGCGCUCCUGGCGGUGGCGACGUCAAGGGGUAAUAAGUGUCACUGAGAAACUUUUGGGGGCGAGGACGGCAUCAAGGCGGCUCACAGGAAAUACAAGCGACUACCGGGGACACCAGACCCUGUCCCGCCGGUCCUGCCUGUCUGUGUGUACCCCAACACCCCCCCCCCCACCCCUGCAAAGGCAGACAGACUGGACACAGGGAACAUAAAUACGGGACACUUGUGGACCGCCCGGAUUGGGACAGUACAACGCUUCUGGGAAAGUACUUCCUGUUUACUGUGGCUUUGCGGACUGCUUGGACAGGAAGUAACAUGGCAUGGACGAGUGGGAUAAUUGAUGAGGAUUCUACAUAUUUUAGUUUUUUUUUUUGGUUUUUGUUUUCUUUUCAUAUCGAUAUUUCAAAGAAAAAAGAAGAAAAAAAAAAAGGAAAACCCUGUCUGUUUCUGGUACCAUGACAUUCCUGUUUUUCCAUGUUAGGCAUUUUUUCAUGGUAAUGUUCUGUUGUGUUAUUUUACUUUUCCGUUCGAAAGAAAGGCACAGAAAUUCCGAUUCAAAGGGAAAAAAAAAACAGCAAUAAUGUCAACUAACAUUUAUUUUUAUUGUAUAUCAGUAGUAUUCACAUGCUUUUUGCCUGAAACAGAUACUUGAAUAUAUCUAUCUAUAUAUAUAUAUAUGAAUAUAGAUAUAUAUAUGUAUAUGUAUAAAUAUAUAUAUAGAUAUAUAAUUAGUUUCCAGGGACGUUGUGUUAUUUCCUUUAGUCUGAGCUGUAUCUUGCGUAAUGAGCCGCCAAGCUUUUUUUUUUUUGUUUGUUUAUUUGUUGAAAUACAAAUAAGGGCACUGUAUAAAGGCAUUAUUUAUUUUGUUAUAAAAUAUAUUUGAAAAAUUGGUCCAAAUAAUAUGCGCAGCACUGAUGCUCAACUGACGGAUUUAUUUUGUAUGAUCUCUGUUUUUUCCAAUUGGAGCUGUAAGGCUUUUUUUUUUUUUUUGUAGAUGCUUUGUACCAAAAAUAAUGUCCUACCCCGCCAUACCCAAAUCCACGCACCCACCCGUACAGUUAUUUUAAAUGAAUACUUUAACAGGAGCAUGUAGUCGGAAUUUUGUAGGCAUGUUAUGUCACAGAAAUAGGUACAUACAUAUUCGGAAUAAUAACAGGGAAAAUCGGGAUUACAGCAGCAGAGUGACUUUUUAUGAAUUUAGUUUUAUUCAAUCCACUUUGUUUUCAAGCCAAUUUUAGUAUUGAUGGCGCGGGAAUGUCGAGUCCUCGAUAUCAAAUAUGUAUUCAUUAAUUGUGCACAAUAUCCUACAAGCUUUUAAGUAUUUUUUUUUUUUUGUCUGUGUGGGUUGAUUGGAUCAAAUGUCACUACAGGGUCUUAACUCGCACAAUACGCCUUUACCCCCCCUCCCACCCAUUCCACCCCCACCCCAACAAACUCACUAUGACAAUAACAUCAUCCUUCUAGAUAUCCGACAUUGAUCUCGAUCAUACCAAGCACUACCUUCACUUCCUGCCGUCCUACCAUGAUUAUUAUUGUUAUUAUUAUUAUUUUUCUUUUUUUUUAUAAAGGGCUAUUGGGUCGAACCAUUUUUAAUGCAGUCAUAGGAUUCAGGUAAAGAAACAAACGCUCUGCAGGGAGGAGUGUGGUUGUUCCUAAUAAGACAUCAUUUCGUUAAUGACACAUUACCACUUCCUCCUAAAAAUGAGUCACGUGUCACUCAAAACGGUAUCACUAGUACCGAGGACUUAUCGACGAUAUUUAUGCAUUUCCUGUCAGAGAUCUUCCAUAUCUUUCCUCGAUUAUAUUCUUCUAUCGUGCAACAAGGCAGACAGUGCAAUUAUUAUGAUGAUGAUGAUAAUUAUUAUUAUUAUAUGCUGGGACUGCAUACAUCCACUAUUGUAAUGCUCAAACAGGCUACUUUAGUGUCGCUGAAAAAAAUGAAAGACAACCACUUUUUUGGUAAAUAUGAAGAGAUAUCCUGCCGAGCAACGGCGAACCUUUUUUCUUUGUCAGUCGCUCACUCAGCCUGUGUGUAUUUUAUUGAUUUAACCUCCGCACGCUAGAACGUCCGAAAUGCACAAUUCAUGUACUUUCAUUUUUAAUAUCAAUAAAAAAAAACAUUUUAUCAAA